Messenger RNA from Esox lucius (northern pike), 599 nucleotides. It is a transcript of the gene kncn, whose product is annotated as kinocilin. NCBI's taxonomy places the organism in Eukaryota, Metazoa, Chordata, Actinopteri, Esociformes, Esocidae. The transcript is spliced from 5 exons. The coding region runs from base 25 to 486 and encodes 153 amino acids. The record is from RefSeq and is a predicted model, not a curated record.
GGGGGUUUCCUCUCCACCUGCUGAAUGAACACAGUCAGCAUCGGGGAGUACCACGGUCUGCGGGUGGGCUCGGCCCUGCUCAGCAUUGUGGCGGGGUGCAUCAUCAUCGGGGUGUCAAGGGAGUGUGAUGCUGAUGCUGUGGGGGGCAUCUUUCUGGGUGCGGGGGGGCUGGGCCUCCUUAUCUCUGUCUUCCCUUUCAUAAGAGCCUGGCUCAACAUUAACCACAUUCUCCCAACUUUGGGGAACUUCAGAGUGCACCCUGUUACUGUCAACCCUCCAGGCACAGAGCAACAGGCCGACACACCAAAACGAGAAGCGACACAGAGCCAUCUAAAUCUGGAGCGCUCUAAGAGCCGGAUGGGGACCUUUGUUGAUGGUGGACCAAUGGCCGAGGCCUCAGCAGAUGAGGGGACAUCUUCGGAGAUGCCAGACAUCUUGUCCAGACGGAAGUUCAAACAGACCAUCCCUGAUCCAGACCUCCCAUAAAUUGGUUUUCCAGCAACCGGACAGGACACAUCUAUCCCCCACGCCUUUUAACACAUGUCAAAUGGAUUUCACCAGAUGGUUAAUCAGAUGAUUGCUGAAUUCAACGAUACAAU